Molecule: messenger RNA, 1656 nt
Organism: Cornus florida
Lineage: Eukaryota; Viridiplantae; Streptophyta; Magnoliopsida; Cornales; Cornaceae
Product: F-box protein SKIP16
Exons: 5
Coding region: 136-1455 (439 amino acids)
Molecular function (GO): protein binding
Source: RefSeq, a predicted model, not a curated record
CUGAUCAGAGUGCGGGCUCACCUAAGCUCGACCACACUUCAUCACCAUACAUAAACAUCUUCUUCAAUUUUUCAUCUCGCAUUUACAAAAACUAGCUAGGCCUCUUCUCUAACCAGACCACAGAGACAGACAGAGAUGGGUUUGGAGUGUGUGGGAGGUUUGGCCGUUCACAUCAUCCUAUCAAAAUUGGGUCCCGCAGACACAGCAGCAGCGGGUUGCGUUAGCACGAGGUUUAGGGUUUGGGCGUCCGACGACUCCCUCUGGUCCAAAUUCUGUUCCGAUGAACUCGACCUCUCAUCCCCUGAAGAUCCUCUCGGAAACCCUACCCCUUCUUUCAAGGCUGCUUACCAGAAAUGGAGGGAAGCUUUUGGUAUGUAUCCUUGGUCUCUGGUUAGAAGAGUAAAAAUAUGUUGGGGCAGUCUCAGGAAUUGGUUGACAGUAAAUUUCCCAGAGGCUGUGGCUACCUUGCGGAAUGGUGCGUCUGAGGAUGAAAUCAAGGAGUUGGAGGACUGCUUGAAAGUAAAGCUGCCUCUUCCCACAAGACUUCUCUAUCGUUUUUGUGAUGGUCAAGAUCUAAGAAGCGGACAAUAUGAUGAAAGCAUGGAUGGAAGUCCCUUGGGCCUUAUAGGAGGCUAUUCUUUUUAUCACCAUGAAGCUAAUGUGUACUUGUUGCCUCUAAGACAUGUAAUCAGUGAAACAAAGGAUACCGUACGUGUUCUUGAGUUUAAUAACAGAUCCAAUUAUAUUCUCGUGGCAGCUUCUAGCACGUAUUAUGAAAAGAUGUUCUUCCUUAACUGUACCAAUGGUCAACUUUAUGUUGGAACAAAAAAUCUUACAGAUGAUGGGGAAAUGUUUCCUUGUGUACCAAAUGCCUUGAUUAGUUCUGUGCAUGAUCCUGGAGGUAGUCUGCAACAAGAUGCCAUGCUAUUAUGGUUAGAAGAGCAUGUCCGCCGCUUACAAAAUGGUAUUAUCAAACUUCGGGAGGAAGGAAAAAUCAGAAGCAUUAAUCAGUUCCCAGAGGAAUUGCCCCUCUGUUCCACUGCAGUAACAAAUGGUGUUAAGGUCCGUGCUUCUGCUGUCUUUGUGCCAGAGUGUAGUACUACUGGGCAAUAUUAUUUUUCUUAUUCAAUCCGCAUGGCCCUUUCGCCUGAGGGAUGCAUCUUUAAUGGAUUGUACUUUGGCUCUUGCCAACUGUAUUGGAGACAUUGGAUCAUCCGUGCUAAUGAUGUUCUGGUGUCUGAUGUCAAUGGAGAAGCUGUAAUAGGAAAGUAUCCGCUAUUACGUCCAGGCAAGAAAGAAUUUGUUUAUGAGAGCUGUUCACCUCUACCAGAAUCUUCAGGGUCCAUCGAAGGUGCUUUUACAUUUGUACCUGGCAGAUUGGCAGAUCCCAAAGGCAGUCCAUUUAAGGUUGAAGUGGCACAGUUCCCCCUCCACAUACCGGAAUACAUUUUCUGAUGAAACUGUCGUCCAAGAUUAAUUUCCUUGAAUGUUUAUUCUGGUCAAUGUUUGUGUUUGUGUGUGUCUGUUUAUUGUGAUGAAUUUCUGGAGAACAGUCGGUGGUUUGAUGAGAUCGACUAGAUGUAAUGCUUAAGAAACCUUAACAUAUAUGUUGGUUUGUUCACUUUGUUUAUAUACCUAAUGAGUUUGUUCCUUUCA